AUGGCCACCGGGCGAGGAUCCUUGAGGUCCUGGUUCCUGAGUUGGCACCUGCUGCUGCUUCUGCUACCGCCAAACUCCGGUUUCACAGAUGACAGAACUACACCAGUUUCUGAACUUUGUGGUGAACCCUGGUGGACACAGGAUUCGGACCAGCCCCGCCAUUGGCCCUGGGAGGUGAGCCUCCGGACAGACAGUGAGCAUGUGUGUGGAGGGUCCCUCAUUGACUCCAAAUGGGUGGUGACUGCUGCCCAUUGCAUCAAAGGCUCCAAAAACUACACAGUGGUACUUGGUACUUCCAAGCUGAACCCAUUGAGAUACGAAAAGGUCAUCUGGAUCCCUGUGAGGGACAUCAUUGUGCACCCCAAGUUCUGGGGUCGAACAUUUGUCGUGGGUGAUAUCGCCCUUCUCCAACUCCUCACUCCCGUCACCUUCAGCAAGUAUGUUCAGCCCAUCUGUCUCCCAGAACCCAACUUUAACCUGAAGAUUGGCACACAGUGCUGGGUGACUGGCUGGGGCCAGGUCAAACAGCGCUUUUUAGCCAACUCCACGCUGACCACAGAGCUGCAGGAGGCCGAGGUGUUCAUCAUGGACAACAAGAGAUGUAACAAGAUUUAUCGCAAGCUUUCCGUUAUCCCCCGAAUUACCCGCCUUGUCCAGGGAGAUCUGGUCUGUGCCACCAACUAUGGAGAUAACUUGUGCUCUGGAGAUUCUGGGGGACCAUUGGCUUGCGAAGUCAACGGCCGAUGGGUCCUGGCUGGGGUGUUGUCCUGGGAGAAGGCCUGCACCCAAACACGGAAUCCGGGAGUGUUCGCUCGCAUCACCAAAUAUAGCCAAUGGAUCAAGAAGCAACUGAGCCAUGGAACUCUGACUGGUCCUUGCAGCUCCUCCUGGCUCCUAUUCCUGUCCUCGCUGCUGUGGCCUCUGAUGGGCCCCUGA
Urocitellus parryii (Arctic ground squirrel) is the source of this 936-nucleotide messenger RNA. RefSeq names its product Putative serine protease 45 (gene Prss45). The record is from RefSeq and is a predicted model, not a curated record. NCBI's taxonomy places the organism in Eukaryota, Metazoa, Chordata, Mammalia, Rodentia, Sciuridae. Gene Ontology annotation, molecular function: serine-type endopeptidase activity. Gene Ontology annotation, biological process: proteolysis.